UCUCAGCGAACUUAUCGAUACGACCCAGCGUCUUAAUCAUUCAUAUAUUUAAGAAGUAUUUUUUACUAAACAAAAGCAGCAAACAAAAGCAAAGAGUGUAAAGUCGACCGAGAUUAACGUGAACGAACCGGCCAAAGACCCCGUAAGGUUUGCUCACCCAAAGCGCAGGAAAGAGUGUUUGAGUGCGAGGGAGCAGGCGGCAGGUCAAGCGACAGGGGCAAGAAAAAUCUUUUUUGCAAGUGUCGCUGUCGCUAAAGAAAAAAGUGAAAGAAAUUGUUAUAGUGAGCCUGACAGUCUCGACUCCCAGACAUGUCUUCAACUCCAGCAGCGGCCGCAGCCGCAGAAGUGGCCACCUCGAGCGCCAGCUCUAAUUCCAACGCCUCCAGCACAGCCAGCACUGCCAACAGUCAACCCACAUCCACCGGAACAGCGCCGGCCCGCGGUGGAAGAGGCUCCAAUGCCAAUGGAGGAGCCUCGGGCAGCAGCUCCGGCGGCAAUGACGAGCCACGCAAAGAUGCCAAGCCGACGCCUCGGAUAUCGAAGGCGCUGGGAACCUCGGCCAAGCGCAUACAGAAGGAGUUGGCCGAGAUUACACUGGAUCCCCCACCGAACUGCAGUGCUGGACCGAAGGGGGAUAACUUGUACGAAUGGGUGUCCACUAUCCUAGGUCCGCCUGGUUCCGUGUACGAAGGCGGCGUCUUCUUCCUCGACAUACACUUCUCGCCGGAAUACCCGUUCAAGCCGCCCAAAGUCACAUUUCGCACACGCAUCUAUCACUGCAAUAUCAAUAGCCAAGGCGUCAUAUGCCUGGACAUACUGAAGGACAACUGGUCGCCAGCGUUGACCAUAUCCAAGGUGUUGCUGUCAAUUUGUUCCCUGCUUACAGACUGUAAUCCAGCUGAUCCACUGGUGGGCAGCAUUGCCACGCAAUACUUGCAGAAUCGAGAAGAACACGAUCGAAUUGCGCGUCUCUGGACAAAGCGGUACGCAACAUGAUGCGUAAGUUUUUGCAAAACACUUGUACCACAAACCGAAAAUUGCAACCACAAAAAUGAAAAUUCGCAUCUUUAUAAGGAGAAACUCUAUUUUAUAAAUAUAUAUUAAACUAUUCUAAACACUAAACCUAAAUUAACAGUAACAGUAACAAUUACCAUACAACACGAUCGUGUAACUCAAACAGCAACCGCCAACAGCCAGAAAUAGUCGAUUCCUUUAAGCCUACAAGUUGUAAAAACAUUUGGAGUUUUCUCAUGUUGUAUUUUUUUUGACUUAUGGUUUCUAGGUCGCUUAGCAAACGAAACACAAAAUGAAGCAAAAACAUAAAUUUCAUCCAAAAUACACACUGCAUGCACUGUCAUUCAACUGCAUAAAUAUAAAUACAAUUAGUCUACUUUAUAUGUGUACAGUGUUAAGUGAAAAGGAGCUAAAUACAAGUAAUAGGAAAGCGUAUUUUAAUGCAUUAUACAUAUGGGGAAAAAUCAACUUCAGGUCAGGUCAGCAAACUCUGUAGCCUCUUUUAAUCGCAAAACGGCCUCAACAAAGGAAAUUCUCAACGAUAAAAGACUAAUAAACAAAAAAACGAUCAUGUAUACAAAAUUUAAGACAACUUUUCCAAAUUCCAAAAGAAAAUAAUACAAUUUUUGUUAUUUAUAUAAAAAAAACUCAAUUCGGUUUAAUUUUUAAUGUGAUAUUUGUAAGCGUAUUAUAUUUGUUCUUUGGCCAACUGUUUUCCAGUAAUAUGAGAGACU
Molecule: messenger RNA, 1748 nt
Organism: Drosophila obscura
Lineage: Eukaryota; Metazoa; Arthropoda; Insecta; Diptera; Drosophilidae
Gene: Ubc2
Product: ubiquitin-conjugating enzyme E2-24 kDa
Exons: 4
Coding region: 310-996 (228 amino acids)
Biological process (GO): protein polyubiquitination
Cellular component (GO): nucleus
Molecular function (GO): ubiquitin conjugating enzyme activity
Source: RefSeq, a predicted model, not a curated record